Messenger RNA from Fusarium redolens, 838 nucleotides. RefSeq names its product ribosome maturation protein. The coding region runs from base 218 to 559 and encodes 113 amino acids. The record is from RefSeq and is a predicted model, not a curated record. The transcript is spliced from 3 exons. NCBI's taxonomy places the organism in Eukaryota, Fungi, Ascomycota, Sordariomycetes, Hypocreales, Nectriaceae.
CUGCUCCUCACAUUGAGCUUCCUUUUAAGCCUUUGAAUGCACCACAUUCUCUCGAUUCCUUUUCCUCUCCUCAUCUUCAUCUUCAUCUUCAUCCUUCAAUCCAGCUUCGAUAAACAAUUAUCAACAACUCCACCUAACGACUCUCACUCCAAUCGUUUGACGACCCUUCAUCACCAACAUAACCACUACCACUUCCCUCACUCAAUAAACAAUCACAAUGGCUCGCGGCGAGACUCAGCAGACUAAGGUCCACUACAAGGGCAGCGACGACUUCAUCAUCUUCAUUGAUGAUGUUGAGACCUACCAGAAGUGGAAGACCGACAAGAGCAUUCCUCUGGCUCACUUCAUUUCUUCCUUCAAGAUCUUCCUGACGCACAACCAAGGAGCUCAGGGAAGUCUCGAUGCUGCUUCAAAGGCCGCUCUUGAGAACGAGUUUGGUACCUCUGUCGACGAUGAUGUCAUCAAGCAGAUUCUUGAGAAGGGCGACACCCAGACCGUAGAGUUCCCCGAGCGUCAAGGUCCCAAGAACGACAACAAGGGCCCUCUCCUCUCCCAUUAGAAGAAACAACAUUCUACACGAUGUACCAGACAGCAGGCGUUUGAGGGGUCCGCCAGAUUUUUGCGCGUGCAAUUGCUAGGGAAGGGUUCAUGUUACAGUAGCGGAGCUAUCGGUGAGCAACUACAAUUCAUCUGAAAUGGUUGAUGAAGUUGUCACCAGGCAAUUAGCUUGAACAACAAUCAGGUUGACGGGCGAUUGAAUCAGCUAGUAUCUGAUGCUCUGAGAGAUGGGCAGUUUUAUGAUAGUGCCUCAUGAAAUACAACCUGCCUUUGGAAUUGC